This is a messenger RNA of Paramormyrops kingsleyae, 4275 nucleotides long. RefSeq names its product armadillo repeat containing 9 (gene armc9). Gene Ontology annotation, molecular function: protein binding. Gene Ontology annotation, cellular component: centriole; ciliary basal body; ciliary tip. Gene Ontology annotation, biological process: cilium assembly. The record is from RefSeq and is a predicted model, not a curated record. Lineage: Eukaryota; Metazoa; Chordata; Actinopteri; Osteoglossiformes; Mormyridae.
GCGACGUGGUGACGUCCGUUGCCAGGCGUUUGCGAAAGCGUCUUCUCUUUACUGCUCAUCAUGGCUGAUAACGUGCAGUUUUUAGCUUUGCAAUGCUGGAGCAAAUAUCUACUGCUAUGUUAAGGAACUGAUUGUUUUGUUAUCGGCCCAGAAACGGACUUUUUGGAGCUUGAAGACAAGUAGUAGUUAUUGAUCACUGCAAUCCUCAUAUGAAUACCAAAAAGACACUUGACAUGGGAGACGUUUUGACUUAUGAAGCGGAUUUGUUGGGGAUGGUUAAGGAGUACCUGAUGUUUUGUGAAUUUGAAGAAACUCUUAAACUGUUUGAGAAAGAGUGCAAAAUCAAGGGGAACUCAUCUCCAAGACCUUCAGGGAACCUUCUGAAAGAUGAUAAAGUGUUAGCUGUGCAGCAGGACUUCUUAUCUUCCUUUGAUGAUGGAGAUGUGAAGGUCUUCUUCGAGCUCUGGAAUGCACACAUUCCCACCGACAUCCGAGACUUUGACCCAGUUGCCCAGAAAUUGGAGUUCUACAUUCAGAUCCAUUUCGCCAUCUUCCCUUUGAAACACUCCCUGGGAAGAUCCGACAGGGUUAACUUUGAGGAACGGAUCACACACUUCAAGCACUACCUGGAGACCAGAGGAGCGACGCUAAGCCAGACCACCGAAUUCCUGCCCUUUUAUGCCCUGCCUUUUGUGCCCAAUCCAAUGGCACAUCCUUCAUUCAAAGGCCUCUUCCAGGAGUCCUGGAUGCCAGAGCUGAAAAGAAAACUAGAAAAGUUUUUGUCUGUGACCCUGAGAGCCUCUGGGACUCCGAGGCUGCUUACUUUGUAUAAGGAAGGUGGAAAGGACAACAAAGAGGGGCUGCGACAGCUGCAGCUGCAACUGGCCGAUGCCGAGAGAAGGGCGGCUAGCUACAUGAAGAAGUUCGGCAAGAUGCAGACCGACUACCACAACCUCAUUGGCGUCACCGCUGAGCUGGUGGACUCCCUGGAGGCCACAGUCAGUGGCAAAAUGAUCUCCCCGGAAUACCUGCAGAAUGUGUGCAUUCGACUUUUCAGUGGCCAGAUGAGGCGGAGCAGUGUGCAGAGCAUGGAUUUCACCAGACCUGGCACUGGAUAUUUCUCUAUGAGCCCUUAUGACAAUGAUGAUGGAUAUGCCUCGUCCAUGCUGAGAGCAUCCGUUGCACCUCCCAAGCCCAAAGAUGUGCCAUUGCUACCGUCUCUGGACUAUGAAAGGCUGAAGAAGGACCUGAGCAGCGGAACGGACAGGCUAAAAGCGCUGCUGCUGCAGGCGCUGCGAUGGAGGCUGACCCGAUCGCUUCCCGGUGAGCAGAGGGACACGGUGCUGCAAGCCUUUGUUGCGAAUGAUCUCCUGGAUCGCCACACGAAUGGCCAGAAAGGUGUCCUGCGUCUGAUGAAGUCGAGCGACGAGGUUGUCAGGCAGUACACGGCACGGCUGCUUAACGCCUUCGCUUCCCUCUCUGAAGGACGCAUGUACCUCUCACAGAUCCCUUCCCUGAUGAAAAUUUUGGAACGUGCUUUGAAGACCGAGAGGAAGGAUUCAGUGACGAGGGAGAAUGUUCUAGGUGCUUUGCAGAAGCUCAGUCUCAGGAGGCCUCAGCAGUCGGCCAUGAUCGAGCACGGGCUGAUCUCCUGGCUGGUGGAUGAGCUGCAGGAGUCGGACAGUCUUUCAGACUAUACUCUGGAGUACUCCGUGGCGCUACUUAUGAACCUCUGCUUACGAAGCCAAGGCAGGAAGAAGUGUGCCGAGAGAGCUGACCAAGUACUGAGGGUCCUCACAGACCUACUGGGACAUGAAAACGAUGAGAUCCGGCCGUACGUGAAUGGUGCUCUGUACAGCAUCCUGGGCAUCCCUGCUGUGAGAGGCAAAGCCAGGGAGAUGAGCCUGGAGGAGAUACUGCGCUGCUACGCUAAGGAGGGGAAUCCCGAGCUGAGCCGGCAGAUAGAGUUCAUCAUCAAGCAGCUCAAUUCAGGGGAAGUAUCUGAAGAUGGACCUGAAUCAGAUGAUGAAGAGGAAGAGGAUGAUGACGAGGACGAUGCAAUGGAGGCAGACCUCGACAAAGAGGAGGUGCUUCAGCCGGAGCUCGAGGAGCUCUCGGGAGAAUCCCUCCUCACCACGGAGUACCUGGGGAUCAUGACCAAUAUGGUCAGAUCCAAGAGGAGGACAGCAACCCCACUGGGCCAGAGCAUCGACGAACCUCUUCAACGGCCAGUGACCCCCAGUUCACACCGAAAUGUCUACGUGGUGGACUUUCGUUCAGGCAGUAACUUUCAGCCCCCGCUGUCCCGCCGGAGGAGCAAGGACAGCCUCCCCUGCUCUGACAGUGACUCCCGGCCCCCGACUCGCAGCAGCAGUGCAAACUCUGUGCACCCAUUGCUGGUCAUGGACUCGGAGAGUGAGCGCUCCUCUCAGGAGUCGGGUUUGAGCCGACGCUUUGAAGCCCCUCCCCCACUGGCAGAAGGGGAGUACACCGGCAGCUUCAGCAGCGAUCAGAUUCCUGGAUUUGCUAGCCGGCCAAAAAUUCCCCGGACCCCUGACAAUGAUGGAACAAGUCCCCGUAGGCCUCGACCUUUGGCCCCAGCCUCAGCCCCCACGCCUACAUUCUCAUCAUCGGGCCCACAGCAGGCCAGCAGACCCAGUUCUGCUGGUUCUCUGGGCAGGAGCAACAGACAGAUCUACAGCCGGACUAUUAAGAUGGCAGCCUGUGGGCCACACGGGGCCCAGAAGCAGCCUCCGAGUGGCCUAGCCCAUGCUCCCGCCACAAAAUAGGUCAUCAGUUAUUCAGGAAGUGAAGGUGGACCUUUCACCAUGAGUGUCCAUCCGUUCUCACUAGAAGAUGCUCUAACUUCCUGUGACUCAGAAAGUCCAAUAAGAGGCUCUUCAACAUCAAGAUACUGUAAAUCUUUUGGCUCCAGCACCAGAACAUUUGAAACACUUUCACAUGAGACCCAAGAGCAUGCAGUCAAAACCAAUCAUGAAACAAGUGCCUUUUAUAUUUUGCCUGAAUAAACUGCUUGCGUGCCGUUUCAGAAUUUUCCUUCAUUCACUGACCACACCCCCAUUGUUUUGUAUGACAUUGGCUUUGAUUUUACUGACCUCAUUUUAAGGUGAAUAAUCAGUGAAUGUCUUUCUUAUAAUAAUGUUGUGUGGAGUGCUAGACUUUGAUGCUGUUUUAAAAAGACCAUGCUAAUUGCAUAUUUUUGAUCCAUCCAAAUGUUUUCUGAAAUCUCUCUCUUGUCAGAAGUCAGUAUAUUGGGAUCAGCUUGGUGGUGCAGACGUGUGGUUGCUUAGGUGACGUUGCCCUUUCCCCCGUGACCUGCUUGAAUUCCAGUUUGUGAUGCCCAUAUGAUUGUCAGCUCACCUUUCUCCUCGCUGCUGCCUGCUGGAGGGAAGCAUGCCAUGAAAAGAUUCUUGAAUAUGUUCUCUCUCUUUUUCUUACAUUCAAACACUGUUUAAAAAUUAAGUGAAGUACUCAGAUAUCCAGUCUCCCUUUUUACCGGUAUUUUCCUUUCCUUUUUUUUUUUUGUUUGCAUGUUCUCCCAGUGUCAUCAUGGGGUUUCCUCUGGGUCCUCCAAUUCCCCCCCCCCCAGUCCAAAAACAUGCUGAGGUGACUUGGAGUGUGAUGGGUUGAUGUCCCAUCCUGGUUUGUUCCCUGCCUUGUGCCCAUAGCUUCUGGAACAGGCUCCAGACCCCCGCGACUCUGCAUAGGACAAGUAGCUAUGGAUGGAUGGAUACAUUUUUUCUAAGUCAUUUGAUAUUAAUAUAUUGACGAGCUUCUGCAAAGGGUGGAUAUAGACAUAUCAGUCAAAUUAAGUCUUGCUAUUUUUUGCAGCCUGACUUGUUUUCAGCUUAAUUCAAUGGCUUUAUCUGAUUCUACAUCAUUCUUAUGGGCCUUAUGUUCACCUAGAAGUCAUCUAAUAUUUAAUCUUUGUUUUGGUUUAGCUAUGCUUUAUACUAGUGGUAACAAAAUAAGAACGAUGUACUGUAAUUUAUUUCUGUGACCUUGACAUUUGCAUAUUGUUUUUUCAAUCCUUCAUUCUGAAUUUCCAGAAACCACAUUUCUACAUGUAAUUUGUAUUAUACUCUAACUUUGAUUUUACAGUAUGGGAAGAUUAUACUUUGGUAUUAUAAGUUGACAUAGCAUUACCAUAAUUACUAGACCUCGGUAUAGGCGUGUCUGUCACUUGUUGCAUUUUAUUUCUGAUGUAUUGAAUAGUUAUUUUUGUACAAGUGAUAAAUUUGUGACGUGAAAAAA